AUGGCGUAUUACAACCAGAACUACAAUUACCCGAAGAACUGGAACGCAAACGGGCUCGGGUGGAUUAAUCCGGCCGCGUUCGCACAAUCGCCUCCAGCCUCCCAGUGGCCAACCGUUCCAUCGCCGGUUUCCUCGGGAUACUCCAGUCUCAAUCCGUCCAUUUCCGGCCAAUCACUCUCGUAUGGGUUUAACCCGAACGUCAUGCCACCAUUGCCGGGUAGCGAUCCCGGCUAUCCGCCUUCAAAUACCUACGUUCCCUAUCCUACGAUGGGAUUUGCCGGUUUUGGAUCGCCGUCGGACUUUGCCAUGCCGGACCUGCCUCCAACCGUGCCUUCCGUGCUCCUGCGGGACAGCGAACCUUCGCCCACGUGCGAGGAAAUUCCGUUCCAAUCUAUCAGCAUCCCGAUCGCGGAGGGAAUGUUCUCACCGCAUCCGUGA
Anopheles nili is the source of this 438-nucleotide messenger RNA. Its product is annotated as MAPK-interacting and spindle-stabilizing protein-like. The transcript is spliced from 2 exons. The record is from RefSeq and is a predicted model, not a curated record. Lineage: Eukaryota; Metazoa; Arthropoda; Insecta; Diptera; Culicidae. The coding region runs from base 1 to 438 and encodes 145 amino acids.